AAUUCUUUUAUGGACCAUAUGAGUAUUCUCGUACUGACCACAUAGCUGCACAAAUCCAGCGUUAUCGGGAUCAUGGCUUAUCAGGCUUGAACAUUAUCCGGCAAUCAUAUGGCCUGCCUGCUUUACCUGAUUGGACCAGUUUAGGUGGACUCAAUGGGGUAUGUGAG
Molecule: messenger RNA, 167 nt
Organism: Candidula unifasciata
Lineage: Eukaryota; Metazoa; Mollusca; Gastropoda; Stylommatophora; Geomitridae
Source: the annotation of a GenBank genome assembly